Molecule: messenger RNA, 555 nt
Organism: Myxozyma melibiosi
Lineage: Eukaryota; Fungi; Ascomycota; Lipomycetes; Lipomycetales; Lipomycetaceae
Exons: 3
Coding region: 1-555 (184 amino acids)
Cellular component (GO): membrane
Source: RefSeq, a predicted model, not a curated record
AUGGACCCCAUCUCCUCCAUCCUCGUCAUCAUCGCCUCCCUCUUCCUCCCUCCCCUCGGCGUCGCCUUCAUCUCUGGCUGCUCCGUCGACUUCCUCAUCAACAUCGGCCUCACCAUGCUCGGCUACUUCCCCGGUCUUCUGCACGCCCUCUACCUCGAGUACGUCUACUACUCCCGUCGCGAGGACGCCUCGAACGGCGUGGUCAACUACGACCGCGCCCCAGGCGUCUACUCCGAGAUCAUCCAGCGCGGCGGCAUGCCCCGUCUCCGCGUCUCCGACUCUGAGGGCGGCCACAUCAGACUCCCCGACGGCCCCGCCCGCUCAUCCACCCCGGCUCCCACCACCGCUCCCACCACCACCACAACCCACUACCGCGACGCCGCGCCCUCGUCCUCCUCCCCCGCGCCCGCCUCGUCCACUACCCAGCAGCAGACCGGCGUGCUCCCGCACCCGCUCGCCGAGCAGCAGACAAAGUCUGUCGCCGAGCUCAAGGAGGAAGAGGCCAGACGCCACGCGCAGAGCGGCGGCAGCGACAGCGGCAGUGGCGCUGUCUGA